CAAUAAAUAAAACGUAUAUUUUACUCAUUUUUACACCUCCAAGAAACCACUAAUCAUCAACAAUGGCAGCGACAAUGCCCAUAAAUCCCAAACCAUUCCUCAAUGGUCUCACCGGAAAGCCAGUGAUGGUUAAACUCAAGUGGGGACACGAGUACAAAGGCUAUCUAGUCUCUGUCGAUGGCUACAUGAACCUCCAACUAGCCAACACCGAGGAACACGUCGAUGGGGUGUGCACAGGAAACCUCGGGGAGGUUUUAAUUCGGUGUAACAACGUCAUGUACAUAAGAGGAGUCGAGGAGGAGGACGAGGAGGGCGAGAUGAAGGAUUAACUUACGCUAAUUUGUAUUAAAAUAAUUCAUUUGUAAUAAAAUAACUCUUAAAUCCA
Diachasma alloeum is the source of this 385-nucleotide messenger RNA. RefSeq names its product small nuclear ribonucleoprotein F (gene SmF). Gene Ontology annotation, cellular component: catalytic step 2 spliceosome; U1 snRNP. NCBI's taxonomy places the organism in Eukaryota, Metazoa, Arthropoda, Insecta, Hymenoptera, Braconidae. Bases 63 to 329 code for a protein of 88 amino acids. The transcript has 2 exons. Gene Ontology annotation, molecular function: RNA binding. The record is from RefSeq and is a predicted model, not a curated record. Gene Ontology annotation, biological process: mRNA splicing, via spliceosome; spliceosomal snRNP assembly.